Messenger RNA from Neltuma alba, 2716 nucleotides. Its product is annotated as cyclin-dependent kinase F-4. Bases 1060 to 2415 code for a protein of 451 amino acids. Gene Ontology annotation, molecular function: protein kinase activity; ATP binding. Gene Ontology annotation, biological process: protein phosphorylation. The transcript has 19 exons. NCBI's taxonomy places the organism in Eukaryota, Viridiplantae, Streptophyta, Magnoliopsida, Fabales, Fabaceae. The record is from RefSeq and is a predicted model, not a curated record.
GGGAAUAAAGAUCAACGAGAGCUGGAAGAGAGAGAAAGAGAGGGGGAGAGAGAAUAUAGGGAGCAGGAAGAAAGGCAGUUUGAUUGCUCCCGGAGAGAGGAAGCUCUGGAUUCCGCCUUUUCCCGUCCUCGGAGACGGUGGUUAUGCCGCUUGCUGUUAAGGGUGCACUGGCUUCAAAUCUAAAUUUUCUUGUUUUUAUUUUUGAGAUAUGGAGGGAGAUUGUUUCAGGCCAAUAUGCUACCAGUAUCGGUUGUUCUCAUUCCAAAAAGUGCUUGAUUGGCGGUUCUUCAUCCUUGGAGAUUUUCUUCUCGUUUCCUUUGUUAAUUGCACCUAGUGUUCUGCUCCUUUUUAAUGAUCAGCACAUGGUACGUAAUGUUAGCUUCUUCUGAGACUGGUGCUGCAUCUUUUAUGCACUUGUGCAAUGCAUUGCUGACUGAACAUCAACCAGAAACAUCGAGUAAGUUGUCUUCUGGGGGCUGAAGCACGUAUAGUUGUGACUGAAUAUCAGAUGCUAUCUGGAUCUUGAGCAUUGGACAAGUGAUUGCAUUGAAUCAGUGCAUAUUAUAGUUAUUAGUAAUUGUUUUGUUGCUUCUUACAUGGGUAAUGGUAGUGACAAAACAUCAGCUACCUGAAGGUUCUGAAACACUUUCUGUGUAAUUUAGAAGUAGCUAUCUUUAGAGUCUUGAAGUCUUGUGCAUCGGAAACUUUAGCUGGAGCCUAAUGAUGUGGUUUUUAUAACAAUCAUUGUUUGACCUUGCGAGCAUCAGUAUGCUCUCUCGUUCUUGUUCUUUACUACCACCUCCUUCUACCAUUACAAGGCCGUGGAUGUAUCAAUCAAUAAGGCUGUGCUGCUCAUCCAUCACAACGUUUCUGUUUUUGUGCCAUCUUAUGUCAUGACAGAAAAUUGAUGGUGGAUUUUGCUGGACCAGCGGACAUAUAUUAGCAUUCUAUUGUCCUUUUGUGAGUGUCAUCUGCAAGAGAGAUAAAAGCAACCUAUCUUUGUGUGUCUAUUUACCUUCGUUGAAUAAACAAAGAGCUACUUUGUGUUCCACAAGAACAAUGGAGAGGUACAAGUUAAUCAAGGAAGUCGGCGAUGGAACAUUUGGGAGUGUUUGGAGAGCUCUUAAUAAGCAAACUGGUGAAGUUGUUGCUAUCAAGAAAAUGAAGAAGAAGUAUUACUCUUGGGAGGAGUGUGUAAACCUGAGAGAAGUCAAAUCACUACGGAAAAUGAAUCAUCCAAAUAUUGUCAAGCUAAAGGAAGUUAUUCGAGAAAAUGAUGUUCUGUACUUUGUUUUUGAGUACAUGGAAUGCAAUCUGUACCAACUCAUGAAAGACAGGGAAAAGAUGUUUUCUGAAAGUGAAGUUAGAAAUUGGUGUUUUCAAGUUUUCCAGGGUCUUGCAUACAUGCACCAGCGUGGGUACUUCCAUCGGGACCUGAAGCCUGAAAAUUUGCUGGUCUCCAAGGAUAUCAUAAAGAUUGCUGAUUUUGGUCUUGCCCGUGAGAUCAGUUCCCAACCACCCUACACUGAAUAUGUCUCCACACGGUGGUAUCGUGCACCUGAAGUGCUGCUUCAGUCUUACUUGUAUAGCUCAAAAGUUGACAUGUGGGCAAUGGGUGCUAUAAUGGCUGAACUGUUCACACUCCGUCCUCUUUUUCCAGGUGUCAACGAAGCAGAUGAGAUUUACAAAAUUUGUGGUGUGAUAGGCAGUCCGACCAUUGAAUCCUGGGCUGAUGGACUUAAACUGGCAAGGGAUAUUAACUAUCAGUUCCCACAGCUUCCUGGCGUACAUCUUUCUAACCUGAUCCCAUCUGUUAGUGCCGAUGCAAUCAGCCUUAUUACAUCACUCUGUUCAUGGGAUCCUUGCAAGAGGCCAACAGCUGCAGAGGCCCUCCAACAUCCUUUCUUUCAGAGUUGCUUUUACAUUCCUCCAUCCCUUCGCAUCAAAGCAGGAGCUAGGACGCCUCCAUCUGCUGGAACGAGGGGAUCAUUGGAUAGGCAAGGGGUUAAGAGAUAUUCUUGCACUUUGUCUAAUUCAAAGCUCACCAAUAACCAUUCCUCCCCAAAGUUGCACCCUUCAUUAGCUACAGGUGUACAUCGGAAGCUGGAUAUGGCAAAUGAGGAUGGAAAUAAGACCGACAAGUCCGUGAAGACUGCCAAACAACCAAAAUAUCGACCACCAGGAAAGGACAGCCCAAGUGCUAUGAACAAAGGAAGGACUAGUACUGUACGUGGGGUUUCAGAAACAGCUGAUAAGUUGGCUAAUAUGGCAGUUAGUGCUCGAAGACAAUCAAUGGGCGCACCUCCAAUGAAAGCCGGAGGGCAUUGGAUUACUGAGUCUCGAAACUUUCUGCUGAGGCCUGCCCAAGAGAUUCCAGCUGCUAGAGCUUACUCAAGAAAAGUUGCCGGCUGGUAAACGAGUUGAGAUUGAUCAAACAUACGCAUGCUGACGAGUGCGUUCUGUGAGUAUCACCUACAUGCUAUAGCCAUGCCCUUCUGAUAUGUGUGUUGGGAUAUAUAUAUUCCCCCGAGCUUCGACUCUGCUUUUACUUUUUUAACCUCUUGGUAUUUCCCCAAUAAAGCUUCUUCAUUCUGGUCCGUUUGAUUGCAUGGUGAUAUGACCGCCUCUUUGUAUUCUUCAUUUCCACAUACAAGUGUCCUUUUUCAGAAUUAUCGAGUAUCUUCGGUUUUAAUUAUAAUUUCAAGGUUUUGAAAUA